GAACACAAAGCAGCAGGAGUGUGCGGCUGUGGAGCUCCUCUCACCUUCAUACAUGCUCUGCUGGGCCCAGUGAUGAGAGGUGGUGAGAGCCUCUCUCCACUCCUCUUCAUCCUCUGAGUUACACUCGCUGCUCUGGAUUAAUGCUCUCAUAUGCUGAAGUUACUCGCUGAAAGAAGGACCUGCAAGAAGGAAUAACUUUUUGUUUUUCAAGUUUUCUUUCUCGGUCAUCUAACCUGCAUGAGGUUUUCCUGUGCUGGAAUAAUGUCAUUGUGCUGGAGGAGAAGCUCAUGGUUUCCAGUGGUGUUUGCUGCUGCUGCACUGGCUGUUGUUGGUGCUGCUACUGCUGAACCGACCCAGGACAGGAGGCAGGCAUCCUCCUGCUAUGGAGGCUUUGAUCUCUACUUUGUGUUGGACAAAUCUGGGAGUGUGCAGAAUCACUGGACUGAAAUCUACCACUUUGUUGAACAUCUAGCACAUAAAUUCAUAAGCCCACAGUUGCGGAUGUCCUUCAUUGUGUUCUCCACUGAGGGACAGAUUUUAAUGAGCCUGACAGAGGACAGGGAACGAAUCCGCAAAGGUCUGGAGGAGCUGCAGGGGGUUCGUCCAGGGGGAGACACUUUCAUGCAUGAAGGCAUCCUGAGGGCCAGCGAGCAGAUAUAUUACGGAAACAUUGAAGGUUAUCGGACCGCCAGUGUUAUCAUAGCUCUGACAGAUGGAGAGCUGCAUGAGGAUCUUUUCUACUACGCUGAGAGAGAGGCCAAUCGCUCCCGAAGUCUGGGCGCCUCAGUUUACUGCGUCGGGGUGAAAGACUUCAAUGAAACACAGCUCGCCAAGAUUGCUGAUAGCAAAGACCACGUCUUCCCCGUAAACGAUGGAUUUGAGGCUCUGCAGGGCGUCAUCGACUCAAUCCUGAAGAAGUCCUGCAUUGAGAUCCUGGCAGCUGAGCCUUCCAGCAUCUGUGCAGGAGAAUCCUUCCAGGUGGUUGUGAGAGGAAACGGUUUCCUUCAUGCCCGAAAUGUUGACAAAGUCCUGUGCAGUUUCCGGAUCAACGACACCGUCACCAAGAUGGUGAAGCCUUUGGUUGUGGAGGAUACGUAUCUUCUCUGCCCAGCGCCAGUGCUCCAAGAUGAGGGAAUGGCAGCAAAUCUUUACGUGAGCAUGAACGAGGGUCUCAGUUUCAUCUCCAGCUCGGUGACGAUCACCACAGUGAGCUGUUCCGACGGAACCAUCCUGGCCAUCGCUCUGCUCAUCCUGAUGCUGCUCCUGGUCCUGGCUCUGCUCUGGUGGUUCUGGCCUCUCUGCUGCACUGUGAUUAUCCACGAGCCCCCGCCGCCAGUCAUGGAGGAGAGCUCGGAUGACGAGGAUUUUGACACGCCUAAAAAGAAAUGGCCGACAGUUGACGCCUCCUACUACGGAGGGAGAGGAGUCGGAGGAAUCAAAAGGAUGGAGGUCCGCUGGGGGGAGAAAGGCUCCACUGAGGAGGGAGCAAAGUUGGAAAAGGCCAAAAAUGCCAAAGUGAAGAUGCCUGAGCAGGAGUAUGUGACACCCCCCACACGGCCUCUGAACAACGGCAUGCACAAACCCCCUGGGCCGCGCAAGUGGUAUUCUCCCAUCCAGAGUAAACUUGAUGCAUUGUGGGUGCUUUUAAGAAAAGGCUACGACCGCGUUUCUGUAAUGAGGCCUCAUCCAGGUGACAAGGGCAGAUGCAUGAACUUCACCCGCAUCAGCUCUCCUCCUCCUCCUCCUCACUACCCUCACUACACCCACCAGCCUUCAUCUCCCAUCUACAACCCUCCCAGCAAGAGUCCUCCUCCGCCGAAGGGGAGCCUGCCGCCGCCCCCCAGCAGCCCCCUGUCAUCUCUCUCAUUUUCUUUCUCCGCGCCUCCGACGCCACCUCCCGUUCCCACCACCCCCUCGCCCCCCGCCACCCCUCCGCCUUACACGCCGCCCCCCAACCGGGCCCUCCCUCCGCCCGCCUUCUACACACCUGACCCCCCGGCUCUGACGCCCACCCCUCCUCCGCCCUGCGGCUUCCUGCCCCCGCCUCCCCAGGGACCUCCUCCGGGGCGGGCCCCUCCGCCCGCCCGCCCGCCGCCCCGCCCUGACCUUUAAGGGCCCUGACAGGAGACGGGGGGGAGCGAAACGUGGCGUCGAACACGGCAACAGUGUCAUCAUAACCAUCGCUGACUGCAGGCUGCAAACGAGGACUGGACUUGAGCCACGCUCAGCAGGUGGGGGGGUGGGGCUUCCCCUCCCCAUCAAGAAGAGGAGAAGUGAGGACUGUCUCACAGCUAUUUGUCUACAGUGACUUUUGUACACAACUAGCCCAAAAAGUGCAAUUUGCUUGAAUGCUUGAAUUACAGGGACGUUUGUUAUGAAUGAGGUCAUAUGGGCGAGUUUAAAAAACAUGAGCCUCCUCGGUCCUCAGAGGAGCCGCAGGCCCCGUCGUCCCGCCGCUAACCCACCGGAUCAGAGGAACAGCAGCAGCUUGUACUCAUCAUCAGGCUCAUCGCACCAGAGUAACACCCCGAAUUCCUCUGAUCGGCGCUAAAAUACUCAUUUUACGAAAGUUCCACACACAACAGGUUAAGGAUGACAUGGGCAAAGAUGAAAAAAAAAAUCCUUUUUUUUUAAUUCUUGAAUAUUGAGCAAUUGCAUGCAAUAGUGCUUGAGUCAGCAUUUUGUUGUUUUUG
Messenger RNA from Salarias fasciatus (jewelled blenny), 2693 nucleotides. It is a transcript of the gene antxr1a, whose product is annotated as ANTXR cell adhesion molecule 1a. The coding region runs from base 238 to 2112 and encodes 624 amino acids. Gene Ontology annotation, molecular function: transmembrane signaling receptor activity. Lineage: Eukaryota; Metazoa; Chordata; Actinopteri; Blenniiformes; Blenniidae. Gene Ontology annotation, cellular component: cell surface; plasma membrane. The transcript has 18 exons. The record is from RefSeq and is a predicted model, not a curated record.